Molecule: messenger RNA, 3732 nt
Organism: Moesziomyces antarcticus
Lineage: Eukaryota; Fungi; Basidiomycota; Ustilaginomycetes; Ustilaginales; Ustilaginaceae
Product: endoplasmic reticulum Ca-transporting P-type ATPase
Exons: 1
Coding region: 1-3732 (1243 amino acids)
Biological process (GO): intracellular calcium ion homeostasis
Cellular component (GO): endoplasmic reticulum membrane
Molecular function (GO): ATP hydrolysis activity; P-type ion transporter activity; ATP binding
Source: RefSeq, a predicted model, not a curated record
AUGAAGCUUGCGAUCCAGUCCCCAGAGAUCGCCAGCAUCUCGCUGCACAAGCGCAUUCCAACCCACCUCCACCUCUACGUGAUCCCCUUCCUCUCACUCUACCCCAUCUGGGCGUAUGCCUACUUUGUCAAGUACGACGAGUGGGUCAGGUCCGAGGAGUGGACCUUCGUCUUCACCGUCCUUCUCAUCUCCGGCCACGCACUCAGCUUCCUCAUCACCAAGUGGAGCAUCGCCGCCAGGGCGCUCACCACCUGCGUCUCCGCCAAGGGUCUCGAAGAUGCCCAGCUCGUCCGCAUCCACCCUUUGCCCCACAAGGGCGAGGGUGCCAUCGUCUCUCUUGACCGCGUAGAGCGCUCCAACCUGCCCAUCGAGAUCUCCUUCACUUACCAAGCCGAUAAAUACAUCCUCGCGACCCCAGACCCGUCCGCGGCCCCGACCGACAUCUUUGUCUCGCCGCUCAUCGAUGUUCCCACCUUCCGUCGCCUCCCUUACCCCGCUGACUCCAAGCCGCCCCUCUCCAAGUUUCAGUCCAACCGCGGCUUCAAGACCGAGAAGGACGUCGAGCUGGCUCUCGGCACCUUUGGCAAGAACGAGCUCGACAUUCCCAAGCCCAAGUUCGUCGACCUCUUCCUCGAGCACGCCGUCGCACCCUUCUUCGUCUUCCAGGUCUUCUGCGUCGGUCUGUGGAUGCUCGACGAGUACUGGUACUACUCGCUCUUCACGCUCUUCAUGCUCAUCGUCUUCGAGUGCACCGUCGUCUUCCAGCGUCUGCGCACCCUCAGCGAGUUCCGGACCAUGUCGAUCAAGCCGUACAACAUCUGGGUCUACCGCGCCGGCAGGUGGGCCGAGAUGCAGACCUCUGACCUCCUUCCUGGCGACCUUGUCUCCAUCGACCGAUCCAAGGAGGACUCUGCCACUCCUUGCGACCUCUUGCUUGUAGCAGGCUCGACUAUCGUCAACGAGGCCAUGCUUUCCGGUGAGAGCACGCCGCUGCUCAAGGAGAACAUCGAGCUGCGCGACGGCAAGGACAUCCUUGACGUCAAUGGCGCCGAUCGCAACAAUGUCGUCUUCGGUGGUACCAAGGUGCUCCAAACCACUGCACCCGAGGCUGACAGCAGCUACGCCAAGCUGCGUGCUCCGGACAACGGUGCGCUCGGCAUCGUCCUCCGCACUGGAUUCGGCACGUCUCAGGGUCAGCUCAUCCGCCUCAUGGUCUUCCAGAACGAAUCGCGCGUCACGGCCAACAACCUCGAGAGCUUCGUCUUCAUCGGUUUCCUGCUCAUCUUUGCCAUCGCCGCCAGUUGGUACGUGUGGGUGCGCGGAAACGAGAUGGAACGCCCCAAGGGCAAGCUUCUACUCGAUUGCGUGCUCAUCAUCACCUCGGUCGUGCCGCCCGAGCUGCCCAUGGAGCUGUCCAUGGCUGUCAACGCUUCGCUCAUGGCUCUCGCCAAGCACGCUAUCUUCUGCACCGAACCCUUCCGCAUCCCCUACGCCGGCCGCGUCGACGUUUGCUGCUUCGACAAGACCGGUACCAUCACUGGUGAAGACCUCGAGGUGCAAGGCGUAGUCAACUGCUCUCCCGGCGGUGACUCGCCGCUCAUCCCGCUCAAGGAGGCUUCGGCCGAGACGACGCUGACGCUUGCCUCGGCUCACGCCCUGGUCCUGCUCGAGGACGGCCUCGUCGGUGACCCCAUGGAGAAGACCACGCUCGAGGCCAUGGACUGGAAGCUCAACAAGGGCGACCUGCUCACGCCUACGGACCCCAAGGCUGGCCCGCACCGAUUUGGCGUUCAGGUCCGCCGCAGGUUCCAGUUCUCGUCGGCUCUCAAGCGCAUGUCGACUAUCAACCACGUGAUUGACCAGUCGGGCAACCGCCGCGUGAUGAUCGCCGUCAAGGGUGCGCCCGAGACGCUCAAGACCAUGUUCGCCCAGCUUCCUGCGCACUACGACGACACAUACAAGGGCUUUACGCGACGUGGAUCGCGUGUGCUUGCGCUCGGAUACCGAUUUGUCGACAACGUCUCGGCCAACGACACCAAUGCCAUCAACAACAUGCAGCGUGACCAGGUCGAGGCCGGACUCAAGUUCGCCGGCUUCCUGGUCUUCCACUGCCCGCUCAAGCCCGAUGCCGUCGAGUCGCUCAAGCAGCUCAACGACUCGUCGCACCGCUGCAUCAUGAUUACGGGUGACAACCCGCUGACGGCCGUGCAUGUGGCUACGCAGGUCGAGAUUGUGGACCGUCAGACGCUCAUCCUCGACGUGCGCGAGGGCGCGACUUCGGAGCAGGACCUCGUUUGGCGAUCGGUCGACGAGUCGGUCGUGAUCCCGGUCAAGGCAUCGGACCCGAUCGACACCAAGCUGUUCGACACGUACGACAUCUGCAUCACGGGCGUCGCCAUGAAGCAGUACCAGGACAACGCGACGGCUUGGGACGCACUGGUGCAGAACACGUGGGUGUAUGCACGUGUCUCGCCCUCGCAGAAGGAGUUCAUCCUCAACUCGCUCAAGUCGCUUGGCUACAUCACGCUUAUGGCUGGUGACGGCACGAACGAUGUCGGUGCGCUCAAGGCGGCCAACAUCGGUGUGGCGCUGCUGGACGGUACGCCCGAGGACCUCGCCAAGAUCGCCGAGCAUCAGAGGAUGGAGCGCAUGAAGAAGGUGUACGAGUCGCAGCUGUCGCUAACGGCGAGGUUCGGUCAGCCGCCUCCUCCCGUCCCGCCCAUGCUCAAGGAGAAGUUCCCGGAUCUCGAAAAGGCUCGCGAGGAUGCUCUGGCCAACAUGAACAGUGCGCGUACUACGGACCGCGCGGCCAAGUUUGACCUGUCGACCAUCACGGCGUCGAUGGCGGAUGCCGAGCUCGAUGACGGUCCGCCGCAGAUCAGGCUUGGAGAUGCGUCGGUUGCGGCGCCGUUUACGUCGAAGCUGUCGCAGGUGGCUUCGGUGCUGGCGAUCAUCAGGCAGGGAAGGUGCACGUUGGUGGCGACGAUCCAGAUGUACAAGAUCCUGGCGCUCAACUGUCUCAUCCAGGCCUACUCGCUCUCGGUGCUGUAUCUGGAUGGUAUCAAGUUUGGAGACUACCAGGUGACGAUCUCGGGCAUGUUGGCCUCGGUUUGUUUCCUGUGCAUCUCGCGAGGGCAGCCGAUCGACAAGCUUUCCAAGGAACGUCCUGUGGCCAACAUCCUGAACGCCUACGUUUUUGGAUCGAUCCUUACGCAGACCGCGCUGCACAUUGCGACCAUGUACUACAUCCAGCGUCUCAGUGUCGUGUUCGAGCAGCCGGAGGAUGUGGUUGAUCUCGAGGCCAAGUUCUCGCCUUCGCUCCUCAACACGGGCGUGUAUCUGCUUGGACUCAGUCAGACGAUUUCGACGUUUGCGGUCAACUACAUCGGUCGACCUUGGCGCGAGAGCAUCCGCGAAAACAAGUACCUUUACUACGGACUUGUUUCCGUGGGUGGUAUUGCGAUUGCGGGCGCCACCGAGUUCAUGCCCGAACUCAACGAGUGGCUCCAGCUCGUCAAGAUGCAACCUGCGUACCAGGUCCAACUCGUCGCUGCCAUGGCCAUCGACUUUGUGGGAAGCUACAUCCUCGAGUCGUUCUGGAGCCUGUUUGCCGACGUCAAACCCAAGUCGCUCGUCACAAAGGGCCAGGAAAGGAGAGUCGAACGACGCAAGCAGGAACAAAUCGCAAAGGCCAUCGAGGCCCAAUCGGCCGAACAAAAGAAAGACCUCUAG